Molecule: messenger RNA, 1446 nt
Organism: Lactuca virosa
Lineage: Eukaryota; Viridiplantae; Streptophyta; Magnoliopsida; Asterales; Asteraceae
Source: the annotation of a GenBank genome assembly
AUGUCUUCCGAUUCGUCUGAGAUACCUUCAAUUAAGAACAUUGAAGUUGUUGCUGGAAAAGUGAAUCCACCGAAAGAUGUAUCGAAAUCGACAGUUGAUCCUAAUGAUUCCAAUUCCUCUGACAUACCUUCAGUUGAGAGCUUUGAAUAUGUUUGUGGAAAAAUCGAUCCACUAUCAGAUGUAUCACAAUCGACAUUUGAUCCUAAUGAUUCCAAUUCGUCUGACAUCUGCUCACCUAAGAAAUUUGGAGAUUUUGAUGGAAAAGUCAAUCCACAUUCAGAUGUAUCAAAAUCGAAAUGUCACUCUGACUCUGAUAGUGUUGAAAUAAUCGACUUUAGUGUUCACUUCAGUCCCUACAAAUCCCAGUUGGAGAGGGUAAUUUCGGAAGAGUUAUCUUUAAUUGCCAAAGAAGAGGAGAAGCUGUCAAAAAAAGAAAAAAGGAAGUUGUCUUUGUUAUGUUGGAAGUGGGAAGAAGUUGUAGAUCUAUGUGAAGAUGAAGAAUUGGGUGUAGAUCUACCAUUCAUACCAAAAUUUGGAGAUUUUGAUGGAAAAGUCAAUCCACAUUCAGAUGUAUCAAAAUCGAAAUGUCACUCUGACUCUGAUAGUGUUGAAAUAAUCGACUUUAGUGUUCACUUCAGUCCCUACAAAUCCCAGUUGGAGAGGGUAAUUUCGGAAGAGUUAUCUUUAAUUGCCAAAGAAGAGGAGAAGCUGUCAAAAAAAGAAAAAAGGAAGUUGUCUUUGUUAUGUUGGAAGUGGGAAGAAGUUGUAGAUCUAUGUGAAGAUGAAGAAUUGGGUGUAGAUCUACCAUUCAUACCAGAUGACUUACGUAAUGUCAAAGAUGAGGGUUUCAGUGCUUCUAUUUCGGAAUUGAAUCAUACGGAAUGUAAAGAUGAUGAUGUUGGUUUAUUUCCGAUUCAAACAAAUGUUGUUGAAUCAGUGUCACCUAAAUCAGCAACAUCAACAAUAAAGGUCGUUUGUGAUAAUCAUCAGGUUGAUGUUUCUGACAAGCUCAUUUAUAAAGAUGCUUCUGGUAAUAUGAAAGAUGAUGCUAUUGUGGCACCUAUGUAUGAGGUUGCUUCUAAUAGUAAUGAAAAUGAUGGUGUUACAAAAAGUGUAUCUAAUGAAAAGGAUGUGGAAGAUAAUGACAGAUGUGACAAUGUUGGUGACGAUACUAUUGAAGAUGAUAUUUCUAAGACACCUAUCUCCAUAUGUGGUUUACAAGAUGGUGGAGAAAGUGAAGUUGGUGAUGAUACUAUUAAAGAUGAUAUGUCUAAGACACCUAUCUCCAUAUGUGGAUUACAAGAUGGUGGAGAAAGUGAAGAUGUUUGUGCUGUUAUUGAAGUUGAUUCUUCUGAAAAAUCGUUUAUCGGAUCCUCAAUAACACCAAUGAAGCGUCGACUUCCACGAUUGUGUGACGAGUCUUUUGAAGAUGAUAUUGUUGGUUGA